AGUGUUGUCGAAUCGUCAGUGUUGUAGAGAAAUAUAGGAAGUUUAGAAAUUAUAUUAUUUCUUUAUUAAUAUUUGUUAAAUAAAGAUUUUAAAUAUUUAUAACAGAAAAAACAACAGAAAUAGACAAAAUUAUUUAAGAGUAAAGUAAAAAAGGCACAAAUGCAUUCUUGACGUAAUCGAAAUGAAAGAAAUUUUCAACGAACUGGCAAUCCAGCGAAGAUGGAUACGAAUUACCGUAUUGGCGGUUUUCUUUUAUAAAUACGUGUUUCGUGGACAUACCAAAUUACAAAUUCAUUUAAUUUCAUGAUAUUUUUAUUAAUUUUAUAUCAAUAAAAACAAAUACGUGUACCAGAUAAAUAAUUAGUAUGAUAAUUGACUGUAAGACUAUUUUACAACGGUAUGACUGCUUAUAACAUCAACGGUAUAUAAAUCAGAGGUGGUUUCAGUUUGAUUUUUAUUUAUAAGUAGAUGCAUAUUUUGAUCUAUUGAUAAAAUAAUCAUUUGAUAAAUAUAUUCAAAAAUUUACUUUGCUUAAUGGCAUAAUUUCCUUUGACCCAGUUCUUUUUUAUAAAAUUAUUUAGUUACAAAGUAGCUUACGACUUUUGUCAUUUAAAACAACAAACAAUAACCUAAAUAAAAGUAUUUGAAAAAAUACGUGACAUAAAAACGAAUAUGUAGAUUUUUCAAUAAAAUUCACAUCGUUUAUUUUAAAUAAGUUACAAAUAUUUAACACAGUAAACGUUCGUUUAUGAUAAGAAAAAUGUGAUAAAAGCAUGAAUAAAUUGUCGCAAAAAUGCAUAUAAACAAUAUUCAUUAAAAAUCAUCAUAUUCGUAACAAAUUUGUUUACAUUUUACAAUAUUACAAAUUACUAAGAAUCUUUUUAAUGUAAUGUAAUAAAUUUUUAUAUCAUUUUAUCUCGAAUUAAGUGUCAAAUGAACUUGAUUUUCCCUUUGCGGGUAUAAAAAAAUAUCUAUAAUUGUAAAUAAACGAACCUUAAUCACGUAAAUCAAUUCUAUAUUGCACAUUUAAUAAUUAAAAAAAAUGAGACCGGUCCUGUAGUAUAAUCUUUAUCAGUUUUCAAUUUUGUGUUCUGUGAUUGAUGCUUCCGCGAAGAAAAAAGAAAAGGCCUUUCGUAUAAUACAUUUUCAGCCACAAAUGAUAUUUUAAACUACUAUAUACUUCGUUCGGCUCUGUACAUCUGAGGACUUUUACUAUUCGGUACCGUUCUCAAAUCUAGUUUAUUUCGAUGCUCGGUUCGUGUUCAGUUAUAUACAUUUUAAGAGCUCUGAGUAAGAUUUGUUUUGACUUUUGACAUUUCAAUGCUUAUCAAUUAGCGAUGUUAUUCGACAGUUGUUUGUACUUGUAAGCCAUUUCCAGUAUGAAUUGGUUUUCAAUUGCAUUUAAAAAGUCGAUUUACUGUUCGCUGGCUGUGUCCCGUGAAUAGCAUUACCGAACGCAACUAUAGAAUCAAUGACAGUUACACUUAACGAUUGUCUAUGUUCUUUAAAUGACAGUUACUUUAAGUAUGAAGUAAACAACAUGACUUCGAAAUUAUCUUCGACAAAAGUAGAAAAUUUUCGAUCGAAAGCCCAAUCUUUUGCUUUAUUAGUGAAUGGAGAACAUACAGAUAUUGUCAUAACACAAUUUCCAAAUUAUAAAAAUUUGUUUAUAACACAAUUUGAAAAAAUUGGUAAUUUAUACAAAGUUAAGGUAGAUCAAGCCGCAAACGGAAUUGCCGUUUCCGAACCAACUUAUAGUAUUACUUCUUUACUUGGAGCAGAAAAUAUUCAAGCUGAAGUUGCCGUUCGAUAUUUAGCAGAAAAGCUACAAAUCAAAGAACCAUUGCUCGUUUGUUUAAGUUUGAAAAAUUACAGUAAAUCUUCGCUGGACUAUAUAAUCCGAGGUAUUUUAGAAUAUGGCGUUAGCAAGGACUAAGAAAUCUGAAAGUUUCUUCGGACAAAUUGUGAUAGGUCCUCCGGGAUCUGGUAAAACAACAUAUUGUGGGAAAGUGUAUGAUUUUUAUAAAGAAAAACUUAAUCGAGAUGUCGAGGUGAUUAAUUUAGAUCCCGCUAAUGAAAACAUGAAUUAUAAACCGAAAAUAGACAUAAUGCAGCUGAUAACAGUCGAAGAUGUUAUGACACAACUUAAUUUAGGACCGAAUGGUGCGUUGAUGUAUUGUAUGGAAUAUUUAGAAGAAAACAUGGAUUGGUUAUUAAUUCAACUAAGCAAAAUCAAAAAUUCUUAUCUAAUCUUCGAUAUGCCCGGUCAGGUGGAACUGUAUACACAUCAUGUUUCUACUAAACAUAUUUUUGAAAAAUUACAGAAAUUGGGGUAUAAUUUAUGUGCCGUUCAUCUAGUUGAUUCUCACUAUUGUUCAGAUCCUCCCAAAUUUGUUUCGACUUUAUUACUAUCUCUUUCAACUAUGUUACAAAUUGGUUUGCCACAUGUUAAUGUGCUUAGCAAAGCAGAUUUGUUGAAGAAAAACGAAUCGAAAUUAGAUUUUGGGUUAGAUUUUUACACAGACGUUUUGAAUUUAGACUAUUUGUUAGAAUUGUUAGACGAUGGGCCUUUUACUAAAAACUUUAGGAAAUUGAACGCUGCUUUAAUAGGAUUGAUACAAGAUUUCAGUUUAGUCGCUUUUGUUCUACUUGACGUCAAAUCUGAUAAAAGUUUAUUAGAAUUAAAAAGCGCAGUGGAUAAGGCGAAUGGUUAUAUUUAUGGUAGUGGUGAAGAACGUAGCAUUCAAGCUUUAUUAUCAUGCGCCGUUGGCGCCAGAACCGAAUCUGAACGUUUCGAUUCCGAUUAUAUGUAGUGUAUAAAAAAAAAACAAUAAAUUUUCUAAUCAAAAUGUA
Diorhabda sublineata is the source of this 2853-nucleotide messenger RNA. Its product is annotated as GPN-loop GTPase 2. Gene Ontology annotation, molecular function: GTPase activity. The record is from RefSeq and is a predicted model, not a curated record. The transcript is spliced from 4 exons. Gene Ontology annotation, cellular component: cytoplasm. NCBI's taxonomy places the organism in Eukaryota, Metazoa, Arthropoda, Insecta, Coleoptera, Chrysomelidae. Bases 1917 to 2813 code for a protein of 298 amino acids.